ACGGAGCCAUGUGUCAUGUAAAUGUCGUCUGCAGGCUGUCUGGGCCGGCUGGGGUCACGCCUCGGAGAAUCCGAAACUUCCCGAGCUGCUUCACAAGAAUGAUCUCUUGUUUAUCGGGCCGCCCGAGCAAGCGAUGUGGGCGCUCGGCGACAAGAUAGCAUCUGGUAUCAUUGCGCAGACGGCGGGCGUUCCUACGCUACCGUGGAGUGGUUCAGGCUUGACCGUCGAGUGGACAGAGGAGGAUAUGAUCAAUGGUAAAGUAGCCACAGUUCCUCCACACAUCUAUGACAAGGGAUGCAUUCACAGUGCAGAGGAAGGCCUGGAGGCAGCAAAGAGGAUUGGCUUCCCCGUGAUGGUGAAAGCCUCGGAAGGCGGAGGUGGCAAGGGCAUCCGUAAGGUUGAGAAGGAGGACCAGUUCGCAAACGCCUACAGACAGGUGGAGGCAGAGGUUCCCGGCUCGCCUGUGUUCAUCAUGAAGCUGGCGAGCGGAGCACGUCACCUGGAGGUGCAGCUUCUCGCGGAUGAGUACGGGCAGGCGAUCUCGCUGUUCGGCCGCGACUGCUCCAUCCAGCGACGACAUCAGAAGAUUAUAGAGGAGGCGCCCGUCACCAUCGCACCGCUCGAGGUGUUCGCGGAGAUGGAGAAGGCUGCUGUGAAGCUGGCACGCAUGGUGGGCUACGUGAGUGCAGGCACAGUAGAAUACCUAUACAACGAGGUGGAUGGCACUUUCUACUUCCUCGAGCUGAACCCGAGACUGCAGGUGGAGCAUCCGUGUACAGAGAUGGUGGCAGACGUUAAUCUACCAGCAGCACAGCUACAGAUAGCGAUGGGCAUACCCAUGCACCACAUCAAGUGCAUCCGAACGAUGUACGGAGAGCAGCCGUGGUCGAACACACCGAUCGACUUUGAAUCGCCGCGCGUGCGUCCGAUGCCACGAGGACACGUCAUCGCCGCACGCAUCACGAGCGAGAACCCCGAUGAGGGUUUCAAGCCUAGCUCGGGUACAGUACAGGAGCUGAACUUCCGCAGCAGCAAGAAUGUGUGGGGCUACUUCAGCGUGGCGGCCUCUGGUGGCCUGCACGAGUUCGCUGACUCGCAGUUCGGCCAUUGUUUCUCGUGGGGAGGCACGCGGGAGGACGCGAGAGAGAACCUCGUCAUCUCACUAAAGGAGCUGUCUAUACGCGGCGACUUCCGCACAACGGUAGAGUACCUCACCAAGCUGCUGGAGACGGACAGCUUCCAACACAACCAGAUCGACACCGAGUGGUUGGACAUGCUCAUCGCAGAGAAAGUGCAGGCGGAGAAGCCAGACAGGAUGCUCGGCGUGAUAUGUGGCGUCCUCCAUGUUGCUGACCAGAGCAUCCGCAGCACCUUUCACAACUUCCAGCUGUCGCUAGAGAGGGGGCAGGUGCAGUCGGCGAAGACGCUGACAGACACGUGUGAGGUAGAGUUGAUAAUGGACGGCUGGAAGUACAAGGUCGCCGCAUCAAAGUCAUCCCCCAUCAGCUACCUGCUGUGUAUGAACGGCUCCACCAUAGACGCAGACCUACACAAGAUGAGUGACGGCGGCAUGCUGCUGUCAGUAGGGGGCGCUAGUCACACGACGUACAUGCGAGAGGAUGUCGGACAGUAUCGCGUCGUCAUCGGCAACCAGACGUGCGUCUUUCAGAAGGACAACGAUCCGACGGUGCUGAGCCGGCCGUACGAGGCGACCAAGCUCAACCAGCUGUUCCUGCAGGUGCGCAUGGAGCUGGAGAACUUCCUGUCGGGCUACUGCCUGCCGGAGCCGUACUACAGCAUGCGCGUGCGCGACCACGUCAACCAGAUCAUGAAGAUACUCAAGGAGCCGUGCCUGCCCCUGCUCGAACUACAGGAGAUCAUCUCCGUGGUCGCGGGCCGUCUUCCCGCGAACGUCGAGCGGCAGAUCCGUAAGCUGAUGGCGUCGUACGCGAACAACGUCACGUCGGUGCUCUGUCAGUUCCCGAGCCAGCAGAUAGCGAGCGCGAUCGACGGUCACGCGGCGACGUUGCAGCGACGCGCCGACCGCGACGUGUUCUUCAUGACGACGCAGAGCAUCGUGCAGCUCGAUCACCUGUACAACAACGAGCCGGGUCUCACCGAUGACCUUGACAACAUCCUUAACGAGCUGACGAUGCUCAACCGCGCCGAGAACGCGCGCGUCGCACUCCGCGCCCGCCAGGUUCUGAUUGCUGCGCACCAGCCGUCGUAUGAACUGCGUAAGAACCAGAUGGAGUCCAUCUUCCUGUCAGCCGUCGACAUGUACGGACACGAGUUCAGACCGGAGAACCUACAGAAGCUGAUAUUGUCGGAGACGUCUAUCUACGACGUACUGCCAGCGUUCUUCUACCACAGCAACAUGCUCGUGCGCAUGGCCGCGCUAGAGGUGUACGUGCGCCGCGGCUAUAUCGCGUACGACCUCAACUGCAUCCACCACCACCAGGUGCGCGACGACCUGUGCGCCGUCGAGUUCCAGUUCCUGCUGCCAAACUCGCAUCCAAACAGAAACUACCGAUUUUUGCCAGGCUCUGUGAGGAAGCUGAGUAGUUCAUCAGGCAGCGGGGUGAUGACUCGCGUCGCCAGCCUCAGCGACGAGUUUUCAGGCUUCGAAGCGUCGGUGGCGCCACCUAGCUGCCAGCGCAUUGGUGUCAUGGCCGCCUUCGACAGCUUCCAGCACUUUGUCGAGUUUUUCGAUGAUCUGUUGAAGCUGAUACAGGCGGUGAGAACUGACAGCCCACCGAUGCCCUUCUCCGAUAAAGGCAGUGCAAAGAGCCUCGAGAGUAAUGGCAGUGACGACCCAGUGCACAUCGUUAACGUAGCGAUCAGGACGAACGAAGAUAAGAAGGACGCUGUGUUCGCUGCCAUGUUCCAAGAAUUCAUCAUGUCAAAGGUAGAGGAGCUGAAGGACAAGGAGAUUCGCAGGUUCACGUUUCUCACGCUCUACAGACGACAGUUCCCAAAGUUCUUCACCUACCGGUCGCGCGACAUGUUUCAGGAGGAUAAGAUCUACAGACAUCUGGAGCCAGCGCUGGCCUUCCAGCUGGAGAUCAAUCGAAUGCGGAACUUUGACCUCGCGUUUCUGCCGACGCCCAAUCACAAGAUGCACCUCUAUUUCGGUAGCGCAAAGGUUCCAAAGGGUCAGGAGGUCACCGACUACAGAUUCUUCAUCCGAUCGAUCAUUCGACACUCGGAGCUCAUCACCAGGGAGGCGUCGUUUGACUUCAUGCAGAAUGAGGGUGAGAGGGUGCUGCUGGAGGCUAUGGAUGAGCUGGAAGUGGCCUGCUCAGCUCCUAAUCACAAGAAGACGGACUGUAACCACAUCUUCCUCAACUUUGUGCCAACUGUCACACUGGAUCCAUCUAAGAUAGAGGACAGCGUGCGGAGCAUGGUGAUGCGCUACGGGCCGCGGCUGUGGAAGCUGCGAGUCACGCAGGCCGAGCUGAAGAUGAUGGUGAGGCUUACAGCUAACGGCAAGCGCAUCCCCAUCCGUCUGUUCCUCGCUAACGAGAGUGGCUACUACCUCGACAUCAGCCUCUACCGUGAAGUCAACGACCCCAACACUGGCCAGCACCGGCCAGGUAAGGAGGAUGGUCUGGGCGUGGAGAAUCUACAGGGCUCAGGCGUGAUAGCUGGCGAGACGUCACGAGCGUACGAAGAAAUCAUCACCAUGAGCUUGGUUACGUGUCGAACGAUCGGUAUAGGAGCUUACAUCGUGCGUCUUGGCCAGCGUGUGAUCCAUGUCGAGAACUCGCAUAUCAUUCUCACCGGCGCCAUCGCGCUCAACAAGCUGCUGGGACGUGAGGUCUACACAUCCAACAACCAGCUGGGUGGAGUACAGAUCAUGCACAACAAUGGUGUGUCGCACGCGGUUGUGCGUAACGACAUGGACGGCAUACAUCUCAUGUUACGCUGGCUGUCCUACAUGCCAAAGAACAUGACGUCUGGCCUCCCGAUCGUCAAGUCUCUCGACCCCGUCGAUCGUGAGAUACAGUUCUACCCGCCCAAGUCAGCGUACGACCCGCGGCACAUGCUCGCCGGCCGCAUCGACCCGCUCACCAACGUGUGGGAGAGCGGAUUCUUUGACGAGGGAAGCUGGAUGGAGAUCAUGGAGAAGUGGGGUCAGACGGUCGUCGUCGGGCGCGCAAAGUUGGGAGGCAUCCCUGUCGGUGUCAUCAGCGUUGAGACACGCACUGUCGAGGUGGAGGUCCCGGCCGACCCCGCCAACGAUGACUCCGAGGCUCGGCUGAUACCGCAGGCUGGGCAGGUGUGGUUCCCAGACUCCGCCUAUAAGACGUCGCAGGCCAUACAGGACUUUGGCAAGGAGACUUUACCGCUAAUGAUCUUCGCGAACUGGCGCGGUUUCUCUGGCGGCAUGAAAGACAUGUUCGACCAGGUGCUGAAGUUUGGCUCGUACAUCGUCGACGCCCUCGUCGCCUACCGACAGCCAAUCAGCAUCUACAUCCCGCCGAACGCGGAGCUGCGUGGCGGAGCGUGGGUCGUCGUCGAUCCGUCCAUCAACAGCCGCUACAUGGAGAUGUACGCUGAUCCUGAGAGCAGGGGAGGGGUGCUGGAACCGGAGGGCACUGUGGAAAUUAAAUAUCGCACGAAGGAUCUCAUCAAAACGAUCAACAGAAUCGAUCCCCUGUGUGUGCAGCUCAAACGUCAGCUGGCCUCACCCGAUCUCAGUGCAGAUGUGAGACACCACAUUGAGAUUCAGAUGCAGGAGCGGCAGCAGAAACUGAUGCACAUGUACCACCAGGUGGCGGUCAUGUUUGCGGACCUGCACGACACGGCCGGCCGGAUGAGAGAUAAGAAUGUCAUCACGGACAUCAUUUCAUGGCGCACGUCACGCCGAUUCUUCUACUGGCGACUGCGGCGCCGCCUGCUGGAGAACCAGGUGAAGCAGAAGAUUUGGCACACGAACGCGGACCUCACCGAUGGACAGGUGGAGUCCAUGAUGCGUCGUUGGUUCAUCGAGGCAAAGGGAGCCGUCAACGGAUAUCUGUGGGACGACAACCAGUCGGUCGUGGAGUGGUUGAGAGAGCAGUUAGAGGUUGAACCAUCCGUCUCGCUGGUCAUGGAAAACAUUCGCGCGUUGCAGAGAGAUGCAGCCAUAAAGAACAUUCGUCAGACGCUGCAGGACUACCCCGAGGUGGCGAUGGACUCGAUCGUACACAUCACACAGAACAUGUCAGCCGCACAGCGUGCCGACGUCACACGAAUCCUCUCCACGAUGGACAUCGGCACCGAGCCAGCCGCGCCCGGCACGCCCAAGUGAGCGUGGCGGCGCCCUCUGUUGUCGGCCGUCCCUCGCCUGGCACACCCAACAGGUGGCAGCACCUGUGCCUCCUGCACUGUGAUAGGGGGGUGUCUAUAUUCAAGCCGGUACGGGAGAUUAUG
This is a messenger RNA of Priapulus caudatus, 5418 nucleotides long. RefSeq names its product acetyl-CoA carboxylase-like. Lineage: Eukaryota; Metazoa; Priapulida; Priapulimorpha; Priapulimorphida; Priapulidae. The record is from RefSeq and is a predicted model, not a curated record. Gene Ontology annotation, biological process: fatty acid biosynthetic process. Gene Ontology annotation, molecular function: ATP binding; metal ion binding; acetyl-CoA carboxylase activity.